Alternaria rosae is the source of this 2866-nucleotide messenger RNA. RefSeq lists its product as uncharacterized. NCBI's taxonomy places the organism in Eukaryota, Fungi, Ascomycota, Dothideomycetes, Pleosporales, Pleosporaceae. Gene Ontology annotation, molecular function: ABC-type transporter activity; ATP hydrolysis activity; ATP binding. Gene Ontology annotation, cellular component: membrane. Gene Ontology annotation, biological process: transmembrane transport. The transcript has a single exon. The record is from RefSeq and is a predicted model, not a curated record. The coding region runs from base 187 to 2850 and encodes 887 amino acids.
CUUGCCAGUUCGAGACCUGGUGUGCGACCUAAUCACAGGCCUCCAACAACCGUGUGUGAGACGAUAAAGUCGCCUCCCACGACCUUGCACAGACCGUGUAUCUGUGCGCAGCCAUAAGUCUCCAGGCCAGACGUUACGAGAACAGGAACAUCAACGAAGAACGAGCUCACGAUCACGACCACGACCAUGGAUCAGCCAGAACCUGCGACACCGCUUUACCCGGCCAUGGCCCUCCUCAAUUACAUGCAUGCGCCCACAGUCGGCUUCUACUACAUGGGAGCCUGCGCAUUCAGUUUGUGCAUACUACAAAAACCACGAUUAGUAUCAGCCAAGAGGCGGCGGAGCAUACUAAUCGCCAUGCUCACGAUACUGGUCGCAUACAUCACAGAGGUACUUUACUACUUCAGCCGAUCAAUGGGCGACUGGGACUAUGAGGCACCACAACCUGCAGCAAUCCGCUGCUUGGGAUCGAUACUGGUCUGGAGUCCGCUCGCAUAUAUACUCUGGUCGAGUAAGGCAUUACGGUGGCACGCCUACUUUGGCGCAUUUGUCCUGCAAUUCGCUUUCGAGACUACAACAUGCCUAAUAACAGCAUUUUCCAUUCCGGAGAAGAAUAGGCAGAAGAAUGCGCCUUUUGUGAUUAACUGCGUCAGGGCGUUGGCUUCGCUCAUACUACUACUUGAUGCCUUUGUCAUUCUGGUCACCAAGCAGGCGCAGGUUAGCACGGACGAGGAACGCCAGUCUCUGCUAGGAAAGCAAGCGAAUGGCUCAUCGACGCCCAACGGCAACGCCGGAUAUGGUACCAUUCCUACGGGAACAUCGAGCGAUGACGAAGAGGCACCGCCAAAGGACGACGACAAAGACAUCAAAGAGCAGCAGGCAAAGCGUCUCGAAGAGGAAGGUGGCUGGUUCGGAUAUCUUAAGGGUUUCGCCGUGUUCUUGCCUUACCUAUUCCCGAGAGACGACUGGAAAGUCAUGGCUUGCCUGGGUCUACGACUCAUUCAUAUGCUGCAAGAGCGCGUUCUCAACUUGCUUACUCCUCGCCAAAUUGGUAUCAUCACGAACAAAUUACAGCACUCUUAUGAGACUCAGAGUGGCGUCAUGCCGUGGAAGGACAUCGGCCUCUGGGUCUUGUUCUCAUACAUCAACAGUUAUGCUGGGCUCGGCAUAAUCGACGGCAUUGCAAACCUAGUCAUCUCGAACUCCGCGUAUCGGCGCAUCACCUUGCUCGCAUACGAGCAUGUUCUAGGUCUAUCUAUGGACUUCCAUACCUCGAAAGACUCCGGGGAGGUUCUGAAGGCUGUUGAACAGGCGUCGUCUCUAAACUCGCUCAUCGAGAUGGUUCUCUUCGAUAUUGCGCCAAUCCUGCUGGACCUCGUCGUAGCAAUGUACUAUGUGACGCACUUAUUCGACGCUUACAUGGCGUUUAUCAUCUUGUUCAUGGGCGCGGCAUACAUUGUCAUCGGAUUCUACUUCACGACGCUCUCCCAGCCGAAGCGAAGAGACUAUGUUGAGAAGCAGCGUACCGAGAGCUCUACUGUCAACGAGACAGUUCACAACUGGCAGACGGUCGCUUACUUCAAUCGAUUGGUGUUCGAACACAAGCGCUACGCCGAGAACAUCAUGAACACCAUCUCCGCUCAAUACGCAUACUACUUCCGGUCCAUGGGCGGUCAUGCAGCACAAGACCUUCUCACAACUUUCGGGUUCGCUGGUGCUUGCGUCUUUGGUAUGUCGCAGAUUGUCACUGGUCGCAAGCCAGUUGGUAACCUUGUUACUCUGAUCAUGUACUGGCACACGAUGACAUCGCCCCUCUAUGUCCUCUCAUACAGCUAUCGUCACAUCUCUAGCUCGCUCAUUGAUGCUGAGCGCCUUUUGCAGCUACUCAAUACCAAGCCUACAGUUGCCGACCAAGAUGGUGCUAGAGACAUUGUGGUUUCUGCGGGUGAGGUCGAGUUUAAGGAUGUCGACUUCCACUACGACGAGCGUAAGCCCAUCAUCAAGGGGGUGAAUCUGAAGGCCGAAGGCGGACAGACCAUAGCCUUCGUUGGUGAGACAGGAGGCGGCAAGUCGACAAUGCUCAAACUGCUCUUCCGUUUCUACGACGUCACCGGCGGUUCAAUCAUGAUCGAUGGUCAAGACCUACGUUCAGUUACGCAAGCCAGUCUCCGGAAUGCUCUCGGUCUUGUGCCGCAAGACCCUGUCCUUUUCAACCAGACCAUCCGACAAAAUAUUCGCUACGCCAAACUCGACGCAACGGACAAGGAGAUUGAAGAUGCAUGCAGCGCUGCUGCCAUCCACGACGACAUCGUUGGUUUCCCCGACGGCUACAACUCCAAGGUCGGCGAACGCGGUGUGCGUCUGUCUGGCGGUCAACUCCAACGUAUAGCCAUUGCCCGUGUACUCCUCAAGAACCCCAAGAUCGUCAUGCUCGACGAAGCCACCUCGGCAAUCGACUCUUCCAUCGAGGCGCUCAUUCAGCAAGCAUUCCGCAAGCUGAGCCAAGGCCGCACAACCUUCGUCAUCGCGCAUCGCCUCAGCACGAUCGCUGAUGCGGACCAGAUUUUGGUCGUAGAGAAGGGUGAGAUUAUCGAGAGGGGUACGCAUCAAGAGCUGCUGAAGAACGAGGCUGGCAAGUACUCGGAGCUUUGGUCGAAGCAGACUGCAGGGCACUUGUCGAAGACGCCAUCGAAGGAGGACGUGAAGAAGGAUGCAGAUGCUCAGGAAGCGACGAAGGUGGGUGGAGACAAGGAGACCGAAGACAAGGACACCAAGCAAACAGAUGAGGCGACUGCAACAGCCGUGGAAAGGCAUAGUGAUAAUGAGGACACGACAACGAAGCGUAAAUGAGCAAAGCUUGUGGUGU